AUGGAGAGUUUCUUUGUUGAGGCAGUGAAUGCAAUAUGGUGGAUAGUUGUUGUUGGAAUCAUCGGUGUGGGGUAUCAUGCAUACGGUGGAGCCGUGGUGGAACAGUGGAGGAUGCGGAGAUAUCUAAGGAAGCAAGGGGUGAAGGGUCCUCCACCUUCGAUCUUUAACGGCAAUGUGUCAGAGAUGAAGAGAGUCCAGUCAGAGACUAUACAUUAUUCCGGAGAUAACAUCAUUUCUCAUGACUAUUCUUCUUCUCUCUUUCCCUAUUUUGAACACUGGCGAAAACAAUACGGGAGAGUCUACACAUACUCGACGGGAUUAAAGCAGCACCUUUACAUAAAUCACCCGGAAAUGGUGAAGGAGCUUACCCAAAUCAACACGCUUAACGUUGGCAGAAUCACUCACGUCACCAAACGCCUUGAGCCUAUUCUUGGCAAUGGCGUUAUCACCUCUAAUGGUUCUCAUUGGGCACAUCAGCGUCGUAUCAUGGCCCAUGAGUUUACCCACGACAAAAUUAAGGGAAUGAUUGGUUCAAUGGUGGAUUCUGCGAUGCAAAUGUUGAGCAAAUGGGAAGAGAUGGUGGAAAGAGGAGGACAAAUGGGGUGUGAGAUAAGGGUAGACGAAGACUUUAAGGAUGUCUCAGCUGAUGUCAUCUCUAGGGUUUGCUUUGGGAACUCUUUCUUCAAAGGAAAAAAGAUCAUCUCUAUGAUUAACGAUCUUUCGACCGCCAUCACUCGACGCAGCUUCCUCUUCAGAUUAAAUGGCUUCACUGAAAUGGUGUUUGGGAGUAAGAAGCAUAGUGAUGUGAAUACUAAUGAGCUUGAGAAGGCUUUGGAAUCUUCGAUAUGGGAAACGGUGAAGGAGAGGGAAAGUGAAUGUGUGGAAACUCACAAGAAGGACCUAUUGCAGUUGAUACUAGAUGGGGCAAUGCGUAGCUGCGAUGGUAACUUGUGGGACAAGUCAGCCUAUAAACGUUUUGUGGUCGAUAAUUGCAAGAGCAUCUUAGUUGCUGGCCAUGAGUCAACCGCUGUAUCCGUGUCUUGGUGCAUUAUGCUACUCGCUCUCAAUCCUAAUUGGCAGAUUCGAAUUCGAGAUGAAAUCUUGAGUUCUUGCAAGAAUGGCAUUCCUGACGCAGAAACAAUUCCAAACCUCAAAACGGUGACUAUGGUAAUCCAAGAAACAAUGAGGCUAUACCCACCAACACCAAUCGUGGGAAGAGAAGCAUUCACAGACAUCAGACUCGGGAACCUAGUGGUGCCAAAAGGAGUGUGCAUUUGGAAUCUUAUUCCAGCCUUACACCGAGACCCUGAGAUUUGGGGAGAAGAUGCAAACGAGUUCAAGCCAGAGAGGUUCAGUGAGGGGAUCUUUAGAGCUUGCAAAUAUCCUCAGUCAUACAUGCCAUUUGGCUUCGGACCAAGAAUAUGUUUAGGCAAAAACCUUGCUAUGAUGGAAGCCAAGGUGCUUGUGUCACUUAUUGUGUCAAAGUUCAGUUUUACUCUGUCUCCGACAUAUCAGCACUCUCCAAACCACAAACUGCUUGUGGAGCCUCAACAUGGUGUUGUUAUUAGGAUUGUUCGACAGUGA
Molecule: messenger RNA, 1584 nt
Organism: Brassica oleracea var. oleracea
Lineage: Eukaryota; Viridiplantae; Streptophyta; Magnoliopsida; Brassicales; Brassicaceae
Product: cytochrome P450 714A2-like
Exons: 5
Coding region: 1-1584 (527 amino acids)
Molecular function (GO): heme binding; iron ion binding; oxidoreductase activity, acting on paired donors, with incorporation or reduction of molecular oxygen
Source: RefSeq, a predicted model, not a curated record